Molecule: messenger RNA, 616 nt
Organism: Lolium rigidum
Lineage: Eukaryota; Viridiplantae; Streptophyta; Magnoliopsida; Poales; Poaceae
Product: organelle RRM domain-containing protein 6, chloroplastic-like
Exons: 4
Coding region: 184-495 (103 amino acids)
Molecular function (GO): RNA binding
Source: RefSeq, a predicted model, not a curated record
UGAGAAUAUUUCACUUUGAUAGUAAAAAUAGGAGUAUAUUUCCACCCGACUCUAUCUUUCUCUCCAAUCCAAACAGUUUCAUUCGUCGCGGAGUACUGUGAUACUAAAAAUAGGAGUAUAUUUUCCAAAAAUUUACGUGGUUAAACCGAAGCACACGCUCCACGUUGGUUCCGCCCCUCUCUGAUGAUGACGAUGAGAGGAAGGGGGCUGCUGGGUCUGGCCUCUCGGGUCCCAGGGACGAAAGCUUUCAGCACCGAGAUAUUUGUGAGCAGGUUAUCGUUCUACACAACAGAGGAAGAAUUUAAAAACACAUUUUCACCAUUUGGAGCUGUAGAAGAAGUCCGGUUGGUGAGAGACAACCAAACUGGAAGGCCAAAGGGAUUUGGUUUUGUAAAAUAUUCAUCCCAAGCGGCGGCAGAGAAAGCUGUCAAGGCAAUGGAUGGAAGAAUAAUUCGAGGAAGACUAAUCUUUGUUGAGGCUGCAAAGGAACCCUGAUGAUACUGGAUAGUGCAGAUUGCUUCAGGUUUCUACUAGCUAGAGCAUGUUCCUGUACAUGAACAAGUGCUUUUGUACUGACAGAAAAAAGCUGCAGUUGGAGUUUGAUUAUUUUGUUCUG